AUGGCGUCGAAAAAGGAGGAUGGAGAUGCAGCAGCGCUGAGACAGUGUGAAGUCUACGUCGAAAAACAUAAUAUUCAAGCUAUUCUCAAAGACUGUAUCGUGCAGCUGUGUAUUAAGAAACCGGAUAACCCUCAUAGGUUUUUUCGAGAAUAUUUCGAAAAGCUAGAAAAGGUGUGUUUUGUUUUGAGCUCCGUCCAUAAUCGAAGCUUUGUUCCACCGACAUUUUCUUACUGGUAUUUCUCCAUGAUAUUUGCCUUAGAAGCCCUGUAGACAAAUAAACAGCAGGCCAAGAACCUUAUGUAUUUUAUUUCCGUUAGGAACAUGAGGCAGAGCCGCAAGACUAUAGCGAACCUGAACAAAACCAUGAAAUCGAAGAUCAUCUCGGGCCUGUUGGCGGCUUUCCUAAAAUGAAGCGUCGCGGUGCUGUGAGCGCUGGGCCAAUUUCUGAAGAUGAAGCAACGUCGUACGUGAAAAAGGUAAUUUAGACGAAGAUUUUUUAUAACAUCAUUGAAAAAACUGAGCAUUAUUAUUUUCAAAAAAACAAAACUGAUGAUAGUUGACUUGAAUGUAGGUUGUUCCGAAAGACUACAAAACCAUGGCUGCCCUUUCGAAGGCGAUUGCGAAGAACAUUCUAUUUUCUCACCUGGACCAAGAAGAAAGGAGGUCAGUGCGAUGAAAAUAUCACAGCUUUUGAAGCUACCUCUCCUUAAGAAAAAUGGCUGAUUGUAGUUCGAAUUUUAACGAACGAUGUUUUUCUAUUCGACAGCGAUAUCUUCGACGCCAUGUUCUUGGUGAAACACAGUGCUGGGGAAACUGUAAUCCAUCAAGGUUAGAAUACAAACUCGUUGAUAUUUUUUAAGAUAUUUCUGUGUUGACUUGACAUUUACGUCUUAUCUAUCACAAAAUGUUCCUUCUCAGAGGAUUGUACAGGCCAACAGUCUUGUUCUGUAUCGAUUUUCUUUUUUGUACAGUACGCUGUUAUCUACAUUUUUUAGCUUUAAUGUUCUGUAUGCAGUAGAGCGUGUUGCACUGGAGCUCGACGUUUCAUUAUCUCAACCAAAUUUUCUGUUUUUUGCUGUUUUAGGCGACGAAGGAGACAACUUCUACAUCAUUGACAGUGGCGAAGUUGAUGUAAGCAUAAAUAUUUCUCUCGUCUGUUUACAUAUCUUCAGGUAGCUGUAAACAGUUGAUGGACCGGUAUUACCUCGCACAAGACAUUCCUUUUUUUUUCACCUUAGCCUUUCAAGAAUCCAAAGUUCUAUUCAAAUUUGUGUGGAGAACCAAAAAUUGGAUAAAAAUUGCCGAGACGUUGAAUUUUUGCUGACAAUUAUUGCUAUAAUAUCAAAAUAUUUCGUGUUACAGUUUUCCAGCUCCUGUGACAAGAGUAAGCAUUGUUUCUUGUCUUUUCUUUUCCUGGUAUUUUUUAUCAUAUAGGCUCAUACUGGUGAGAGGGAUGAUAUCUCAUGUUGGUUUAUACAGUAAAAUAUGUACAAAACAAUGCUUUUUUAGCACAGAAACCAUCUUUAGUUGUUGGAUUUGUUUUGACCGAGAUAUUCCAACUCCAUGUGAUGCCCCUCCAUAUUUGAAAUCAGGAGCUCCUAAACAGUCAUUUCCUUUUCUAUCCCCUUCCACUUCUCAGGUUUAAAGGGACAGGUUCAUGGUUCAGCGCAUGCUUAUUGAUUGAGUCACCUUUCCAAUUUAUUAUUAAUUCUAUUGGUUAAUAAUGCCACUUACAAGUAUCUCAGUGAUCUCAGAGUGUAUUUGAAAGUCGAAGUGUAUUUCAGAAACACCUGAAGUAGGAUGGAGGAGUACUAAAGUUACCAACAUUGAAUUUAUUGUUGACCCUAGGGUUUUAUUCCAUAGUUGAUUAAUUACAGUUAUUUGCAAAUAUUUAAGUUGAUCAAGUGCAAGUGACUGCCAGGGGAUUGUGCAGAUUGGUUCUUUGACAACAUUAUGGCAUGAUCUUAUUGAUUGCAUAGAUGAUUACAGCAUGCCCCGGCAGAAAAAGAGCAUUUUGAUUAAUGAGCAUGCGCUGAACCGUGAACCUGUCCCUUUAAACUUACAGUACAACCCGAGAAUAAUCAAGUACUUUUUUCCUUGACAUCGAAAUUUACAGAAAAGCAUGGUUUUACAAUUUUCCAAUUCUGUGAUGUGAUAUGUGAUGAAUACAAAGGAAAAUUAAUGUUCUUCAUCCUACUUGACUAAAAUACUACCUUACGAGCAGAGGCUACAUUUUCGCUCUGAGUUGGCAUGCGAAAAGUAGCCUCUGUUGACAACCGUUCAAUUUUCUAUCUUGCAUGCGUGAAAUUUGUCACAUGAUUCACAAGCAAAAUUAAUGGUUGGGUCUGUUGUCAAAUGGUGCGGUCUUCGCGGGAAUAAAAAAAUUGCGACAACUCUGAUCUGCUAUGCAAGACUUAAGCUAGACUCGCACAAUGCUCUAAACUGGUCAAGAACAGGAAAAAACCUUUUUUUAAAAAUUAAUUUGUCCUGAUUUCUGGACAGAUUUGCAUGGUUGUCAGUGGAGGCUACUUUUCACACGACAGCUCACAAAGUGAAAAUGUAGCCUCUGCUUGCAGGGUACUAAACUACCAGCUAGCUUAAUGACUGUCUCCAUGUCAGGGCAAUAUUUUUAAUUGAAGGGAGGAUAGUAAAGUCUCGUUAAUGCGUCAUCCAAAAAGGCUUUGAGAAUUUUUUGGUACUAAUGUUACAGUCCCAUCAAUGGGCUUUGAAAAUGACCAAUGUUUCUAAGGUCCGGCUGAAAGAGUGUAAUCGCCAAUGGCAACAAGUUGUAUAAACAGGGUGGAUGCAAGGUGUACUUUUAGUGUUUCUCUAUACUGUGCAGGUGGCCUAUGGAAAGUUUAUUUUAGGCAACUUCAGGAGUGGCUAUUUAUUUUGUAUUUGGAAGGGGGAUACAUUAGCAAGGAUAUGAGAUUUCUACUGUGUACUACAACCCCCAGCUUGUACCAAUGUGCUGUCAUGAAUUCACAGUAUAACAACCUUGGGAUGUGCACGUAGCUAUUUGCAAACAUUGUUCCAGUGAGAUGUAAGAUAAAGUGGGCCCAAGCAUGAACAUGAUUUCACCAUCAAGGUGGAAAAAUGAGCAAAAUGUGGGAUAUAAAAUUCUUCUAUUCCUUGUGUUACAACUUCCAUGUCGCAUUUUUCCUGCAAGAGUGCAAUCAAGAAUCUGUUAAAAUAGUAUGUUUUUUGCUAGGUGUUUGUUAGUGACGAGUAUGUCUCUACCAUUGGGGAAGGAGGGAGCUUUGGUGAGCUGGCUCUGAUAUAUGGCACUCCCAGAGCAGCAACUAUCAAGGUGUGAUACCUAACUUACUUAUGAUACAGUACUGGAUUCCUAAGAUCUAAGUUUUGAGAGUGAAGGGGUGUGUCAGGCAAGGCUUCAAGUGACUCCUGAUCUAUCAUCAAAUUCUCUGUUUGAUGAAGUUAGAUUGAGAGGUCAUGACAUCAUUAGUGGAAGUCACAUAGGGGAAUUUUUUAUUUCUUUUGCAAGUGCAUUAAGGUCUUAAAAUAGAAAGAAGUCGUUACAUCAUGUUGCCUUGGGAGCAAAAUUUUUCAGUAACAACAAAUCAAAACAUCACUUAAAAAGUGAAAUUUUCUGGGUUGAAUCCAAAAGGACCAUAUCUAAGUGUAGAAAAAGAGAAAGAAAAAUUUUGUGUUGUGUGUACCUAUUCCAUAAAGCGGGUGCGUGGAAUUAGGAAGUUUCAUGUCACAGACGCGCAACAACAGUUAAGAAAUGUACAAAAAAGCAGAAUGCACAUGCAAAGUUGUUUGCCAAUCUAAACCCAUUGCUUUUUUGCUGUUUGCCAUCGCUGUUGCAAAAACUCCGUGUUGUUCUGAUCCAGAAAUUCUGCUGCCAUGGUAAAGUGAGGUCACACUUCUCCUCUCUACUCCAGUAAUUUUUUUUAAUUGCAUUAUUGGCUUGGACAGCCUGUGUUUUUGUGAGUUACAUUACCAUUAGCCUUGGCAUUAUUUCACUGUGUUAAAAAUCCUGACUUGAUGCAGUAAUUUGUUUGUGUUUAUUGUGUAACAUCCAUCUCAUAAGUUUAAAUGCCUUCACCUUUCCUCCAUCCAGUCUAAGACUGAUGUGAAGCUCUGGGCCAUUGAUCGAGUAACUUAUCGGCGAAUAUUGAUGGGAAGUCAGAUUCGAAAGAGAAAGAUGUAUGAACAGUUCCUAGAAAAAGUCAGCAUUCUUGAAUCACUUGACAAAUGGGAGAGGCUCACUGUGGCUGAUGCUUUGGAGGCUGUUACUUACGAGGAUAAUGAAAACGUUGUGGUCCAAGGAGAACAUGGGGAUGAGUUCUACAUAAUUGUUGAUGUGAGUUAUUUCUUCCAUGCUUUGCUUUAUAAAUAUAAUUAUUUACAAUAACUGAGCAAUUUUUCACGCAUUUAUUGGUCAAGAGCUAUGGUUAGUAAGGGUACAGACCAUUGAAAAAACAUAUGUCAUCUGGCAUUGAUCGUUUUGAACUGAACAUUGAUGCUAGGUAACCAGGUCAAUUUUUGAGCACGUGCUUGACUCAAGAUGGCGGUUUGUUUACAGUCAUUUCUCUGCUGUGGUCUUUCCAUAUCCCUUGUUUCAGACAAUAAUAAUAAUAAUAAUAAUAUGUUUAAACUGGAUGACCAUUGCAGUUAUAAAAACUGCUAUCAAUAUGGGUCCUGUAUAAAAAUAAAUAGAUAACCUUUUUCGCUGUUGUUCACAUAGGUGAAUGGCGGUAAUCAGCAUCUUUGGAAUAGUUAAGGUGCCCAUUGCCAAAAAUCAGCAGCUGUGCUUUAUAGGCGGGUAUUUGGCUGUUAACUUAGAAAAAUCGCGUUGAAUAGUUUGGGGUGUGUCUUAUAAUGAGUACACCUUUGUGUACAGGGAAAGCAAUAAGGUCGGGGUAUUCUCACAGAAGCCAAUUCGGAAUCCUGUCAGGGCCACACAACUUAGAAGGAUUGCGUUAUGAUAUCAACAAUUUCCAAUGGUCUGUACUCUUAUCAACCAAGCAAGUGAUGUUAAGAUGUUCCCCUGUUAAAAUGUUUAAAACUUUGCGAUGUAAACAGUCACCUGUGAUUCAUGGUUCACUUGACUGUUGAACAUGUUGAUUGUUGUUUAUUUGUUUCCUUUCUAACAAGUUAAGAUUUUUAUGAUUAACAAACUUGUUUUGUUAUUUUUUCAUUAACACUAUAGGGAGUAGCUGUCGUUUUGCAGCGUAGAUCACCAAAUGAAGAUUACAUCGAAGUCAGCCGCCUAGGUCAAUCAGACUACUUUGGUAAGUGGAAUAUUCUAAACUAUGGAGGUGCCCUCUUGCAGGAUCGAGAUGGGUAUCUUCUUUCCAUUUUCCUGAUACAUAAAGCAGCUUCAUGGCUCUACCCUCUUUUAAGGCACCUGCCCCAACCUGAUUUAUUGUUGAUGAGUUUAACUCGACCUUAUCCAAUUCCCUGCUUCAGAAACUGGAGGGAGAUUGCGUACAAGAUUUAGUGCAGUGAUUUCUCGUAUUAUUUGGGUGGGCAAGCAUUUGUUAUGAUUGGUUUGUUAGCCAAUCAAAACUGAUGCUUGUCCACCUUAAUGAUCCCAGACGUUUUUGUACUGAAAGCUUGUUUCUGGAGUGGGAAAUACUGUUUUUGCCAGUGAAACAAGAACAUAAAACGAGUUGUACAUUUUGAGUCUUACAUUGUGCUUUAAAGAAGUGUUCUUCAACUUAAAAGGGUUUGUAUGUGAUGUGACUUGAAUACAAUAUCUGUUCUUGUAGGUGAAAUAGCUCUGGUGCUUAAUCGACCUCGUGCUGCAACAGUGCGAGCAAAGGGAACCCUCAAGUGUGUCAAACUGGACAGGCAGCGGUUUGAACGAGUGUUGGGUCCAUGUAUUGACAUCCUCAAGAGAAAUAUUCAACAAUACAACAGCUUUGUCUCUUUAGUUGUGUAA
Messenger RNA from Porites lobata, 5914 nucleotides. NCBI's taxonomy places the organism in Eukaryota, Metazoa, Cnidaria, Anthozoa, Scleractinia, Poritidae. The record is from the annotation of a GenBank genome assembly.